This is a messenger RNA of Pseudophryne corroboree (corroboree frog), 8443 nucleotides long. RefSeq names its product SPARC (osteonectin), cwcv and kazal like domains proteoglycan 2 (gene SPOCK2). NCBI's taxonomy places the organism in Eukaryota, Metazoa, Chordata, Amphibia, Anura, Myobatrachidae. The record is from RefSeq and is a predicted model, not a curated record. Gene Ontology annotation, biological process: anatomical structure development. The coding region runs from base 228 to 1502 and encodes 424 amino acids. The transcript is spliced from 10 exons. Gene Ontology annotation, molecular function: extracellular matrix binding; collagen binding; protein binding.
UGUUGGAGCAGGUGUGGUGUCAGGAGGAGCCCCCUCCUCUCUCCAGUGCUGCGUCGUAGGCUCCCUGCUCUCCCCCCUCCAGCCUGUGAUUCUCUCCUGCUGUAGUCUGUAAGGCUGCUGCUGUUGCCUGUGCUCCGGGGCUCUUUGCUAACGGCCAGUCUCAGCUCAGAUCUCCUUUCCAUCAGCCCAGGACCAAGCCCCUACCCACGGCUCGCCCUGCAGCCAGGAUGAGAACCCCGGCAGGCACCUGCCUGCUCCUCCUGCCCCUGCUGCUCCCCAUCGCCUGGACGCAGGGAGACGGAAAAGAGGUGGAAAACACCGGCAAUUUUAUGGAGGAUGAGCAAUGGCUGUCCUCCAUUAACCAGUACAGCGGCAAGAUCAAGCACUGGAACCGCUUCAGAGACGAUGACUACAUCAAGAGUUGGGAGGACAAUCAGCCGGGAGAUGAAGCCCUGGACACUACAAAGGACCCUUGUCAGAAAGUGAAGUGCAGUCGGCAUAAGGUCUGCAUAGCCCACGGUUACCAGAAAGCCAUGUGUAUAAGUCGCAAGAAGUUGGAGCACAGAAUUAAACAGCCCAACCUGAAGCUGCAUGGCAGCAAAGAUAACCUUUGUAAGCCUUGUCAUGUGACCCAGCCAGCAUCCGUCUGCGGUUCUGAUGGACAUACGUACAGCUCUGUGUGUAAACUGGAGCAGCAGGCAUGUCUUAGCAGCAAACAGCUGUCUGUUAGGUGCCAAGGCUCGUGCCCUUGCCCAACAGAAAACUCCUCCCCCACCACGCCCACCAGUACCACCGCUGACACCAGCAAACAAGGAGAAUCGUGUACUGGUCAGGAUUUAGCGGAUCUUGGUGACCGUUUACGGGAUUGGUUCCAAUUGCUUCAUGAAAAUUCCAAGCAAAAUAACACAUCAAAUCCAGGAACAAAACAAGUCAAUGUGCUAGACAAGACCCUGGUGGCCAGCUGCAAGGAUUCAAUAGGAUGGAUGUUCUCUAAGUUAGACUCCAACAAUGACCUCUUUUUGGACCAAGCUGAAUUGGCAGCCAUCAACCUUGACAAGUAUGAGAUUUGCAUCCGGCCCUUCUUCAACUCCUGCGACACUUACAAGGACGGGAGGGUGUCUACUGCUGAGUGGUGCUUCUGUUUCUGGAGAGAGAAGCCUCCAUGCCUUAUAGAACUUGAGAAAGUACAGAUACAAGAAGCUGCCAAAAAGAAACCUGGGGUCUUCAUUCCCAGCUGUGAUGAAGAUGGGUACUACAGGAAGAUGCAGUGUGAUCAGGCCAGUGGGGAGUGUUGGUGUGUAGAUCAGCAUGGUUCUGAGCUGACAGGCACAAGAAUACAUGGAAACCCAGACUGUGAUGACAUUGUUGGAUUCUCUGGGGAUUUCGGUAGUGGUGUCGGUUGGGAAGACGAAGAGGAGAAAGAGACAGAAGACGCUGGUGAGGAGGCGGAAGAGGAAGAGGGAGAGACUGGGGAGGCGGAUGACGGAGGAUACAUUUGGUAGACCCUCAGCAGCACAGCCCUGUCUGGGCAUUGCAGCCAAGUUUGGAAAACUGCAGUAAAUAGUAAUCAGAUGCCACAGUGAUCAGGAAACACAGCUGAAUGUACAUUAUACAGAAAUUGUGUGUGUGAGCAUGCAAGUGUGCCUGUCAACUGACUGCUUUGAGAUUGCAGCUCAUCUUUCCCAUAAUCCAAAUGAGCUGUUCUACGGCAGACAAAAGAAACACAUUUAAUCAUUUUCUUUAGAGACAUGAAGUUGUUGGUAUAUAACCUAGCAUUGGUAGCAUUGGACCACCCUACUUCUUAUUCCAGAAUCAAGCACACAUGCCUGAGUCACUCUGGUGAAGAGCUAGUUUCUAGCCACAGAUCGAAAACAAACAAUAUAAGCAAAUCAUACAUAAUUCUAAUAAUAAACAUAUACUGUUUAAAAAUGGCCAGUGUUUAUAAGCUAACCAAACAAGCAGUAAGUUACCGUAGUGCAGACAUAAACUAAAUGGCUAUUAAACAUAUAUAUUCAAAAUGUAUAACAUCUGUCUAGCUUAGAGAACGUGCCUCAAUGCACACAGAAUGGGGACUUUAUAUCAGUCAUUUGUGGGACACCUGCCAUUGUGGAGAAUUCCUGUUCUCCCAUUGUAUGUUACUAUUAUCACGAUUAACUUUGUAUUCCUUUGAUUAUAGUUGGUUUACAUGUUUACUGCCAUAAUGUGAAAUUGUUUAAUGAAUUGUGAGGUGUGCGCUACAUUGCAUGCCACUGGGGCAUCCGGAUCGGAGGAUGAAUGAGUUGCAGACUUUUAUCUCUACGUGCGUUACUAACUGACGGCAACAUUCCAUUAGUACAUGGUACAAUCUCUGCAGACGCCUAUUAAUGACUUCUAAGAAAAGCCACAUUCCCUUUCAUAUCUGUAGUGCUCUAAUCAUCGCUAUGUGCUGUGUGUAAGAUACAUUGUUGCCAGCUUAUGUUUGUCUGCUUUUGUUUAAGUUACUUGACAACACAAAAUUCUAAAUCUAAACAUAUAUAUAAUAACACAGGGGCGUCUCCAGAGUUGGGGCUGCAGCUCAGUUUAAAAUUCAAAUAGGGGAGGCACACCAACUGCCAGUGAGUCAGUUUGAAAUGACAGUUGGUGUAGCUCCCCUAUUUGAUAUGUGCACACUGUAUAUAUACACUGGAUGUAUUGUCAUGGAUUUUAAGAGCAGGAAAAAGCUAAAGUCUUUAUGUAACAAAUUAAGGUCUCAAUAAUUAGACAUCAUGAGCUGUGAUGUAUACUACAGUAUAAGAGACAUUAUUUCAGGUUCUGAUCUGUAACAUAGCUGGCUGAAACAUAUAAACAUCCCCUGGUUCCAUAGGCAGUAAACGUUAUCCUAUAAAGGCUACAGUAGGUUCUUCUCGGUUUUAAUAAAAAAACAUUAUACAUAUAAAGUGUUACUUCUGUAGCACAAACAUAUUCUGCAGCUGUACAAACCAGGUAUAGUUUUUAAAUUGUUAUUUACAGAUUGUAUCAUUACCCCUAACAUAGUCUAGCAAUUACCCCGUGUAAUUUACUAGCUUAGUCGGCUACAUAAAUUGACCUGGAAUAUUGUUACACCAUGGCGUGCAGGAGGGCUUUUUGAGAAGACACGUGUAAGGCCACCCAACUUCUGUCUGCACUGUAGCUCAGUGUACCAGCCUGUAGCUUUGCUGUGUGUUAACAAAACAAUCCGUAAAGUCUUGCGGCUUUUAUUCUGCCAGCUAAAUAUUGUAGAGACUUGGCAGACAGCUGUAUCGGAAACCUCUUUAAAACUCUCACUUUAUAAUACUCACCCUGACUCUGAAAAUAUACUACCAUAGGGUCUGCUCAUUCAGCCAACUCAUACUGCUUAAUAUGGAAUAGACUGUGGUGAGUAAAGAAAGCAGCUAGCCCCAAACAUAGAAACGCUUUUCCGUGAGAACAUUUCACACUAAGCCAAUUCACUUAAAACACUGAUUGAGGCCUACUAAAUCAUGAACCUUUUUAAAGUAGCAAAGUUUAUGCUGUACAAAACAGCAUGCACAUGUUUAAUCCUUCAUACCGUUUUGUAUAAGGUAGAGGCUCUGCCAAAUAGUCCAAAAACUGCAACCAAGAGCCACGCCUGUAGAGUAGCAGGUGAGUGGCUUUGUUAGCAGUUGCACCAUUCAUCAAGAAGCUUGUGAAAUAAUAAUACACUAUUAUAAACUUCCAACUUCCAAUCACACAGACCACAAUAUUGAGUGAGCCAGGCACAGCAGGAAGACCCAGUUUUGCACAGCCUGACUGAUUGCAAUCUUGGUAUCCCACUGCUUGAUUGUCAUUUAGCUGUUGUCUGCAGUGGUAUCUGGCGCCUGGAUUGUAGGCUAAAUGCGGAUGACAGCUGCCAUUUCAAUCAAGGUACAGUACUUUACUAUAUAUAUAUAUAUAUAUAUAUAUAUAUAUAUAUAUAUAUAUAUACCGUUUUGAAGGGCACAAUUUUAGACAUGAUGUACUGCUACAAUAACUAUAGUGAUGCAUCACGUCUAAAAUGUUGUCCUCCAAAAUGUAAAUAUGCCACCUCACUGAUCAUAUGUGUAAAUUAUUUAUUAAUUAUAGUUAUGUUUGCAUCAUCUCCAUGUUUUUUCACAUUUGUCCCAAAAUAGUGAAUCUGACAAUUUACGUGGGCUACCAAGUCUAGCUUGCUCCCUUCAGAUAUUCUGUGACUUGAUACUUGCGAUCUGCAACGGAGACGGUCCGGGGUGCCUCUUCCAAUCUAUUUAUGCCGGGACAGUGUUUAGAGGCACCCGGUUCUCUCACUCUUACCUGCAAUUACCUGUGAUUCAGAUAGCAGAUGCUUCAUAAGUGGACCGGAAGUGGCUCCCCGGUCAGCCAGUUUGACGCUGCUUGCGAUACAUUAUAUUGAGUUGAGUAAUCAUGCACAAUGCUGAGAGCUAUGACACCUGUGGCGGAGGCUGGUGCAGCACACAGCAGAACACGGGUAAUCAUGCAUUUGGAGUAAUACAUGUAAUUUUUUUCCCAUGGGUAACUAGUGGGGGUUAGACAAUAUUUUCCUGUUAUAUACUGAAAAUACUUAUAUUUAAAAAAAAAUCUACACUCAUUUUAAGAGUUACACAGACACAAGAGAGUGGCAAUAAUGGGAUAAAAUAGAUUAUAACUACAUAAGAGAGGCUACAGAGAUGGAAAGAUAUAUACUGUAUAUAAUAUUGGACUGGUGUUGGAGCUGGAAAUAACUGGAAGGAAAUACUGUACUACCCUUGUUAUUUAUUUUUUGUAGUUAUAUGAUCUUAAGUUUCACAGUUAAAAUCCAACCUGGCUCCAAAUGUAAAAUGUUCCCCAGGUAUUUUCCAUAACCUCGGUAAGCUAUUGUUAUAGCCAGAGCCGGCCCUAACCAAUAUGAUGCCCUAGGCAAGAUUUUGGCUGGUGCCCCCUAGCACCACCGCUGGUUCUGCCUCUGACCUUGCACUUCUUUCCCAGCACCAUCACCCCUCACCUAUAGCAGUCCUUAUUUUGCUGUUUGUACCCUCUAUAUUUUAAAUAGGAACAGUUCGCACAUUUGACGCAUAGCCCAAAAAGGGGCAUCUUCUUGCUGGGAAGGGGCAUGGCCACACAAUAGUAACCCCAAUUCCAAUUACGCCACACAGUACUGCAACUUUAUUCACAUUUUAUCUUGCGAUAGUGUCCAUAAUUCAUAUUACAUCCCACAGUAGUAUCACUUUACCUUAUAAACGUUACUCCUCACAGUAGAGCUCCUUAUUCACAUUACAUCACACUGAAUUGCUCCUUAUUCACAUUACACCACACCUUAUUGCUCUUUAUUCACAUUAGACGACACAGUAGUACCCUUUCUAUAUGCAACGCCACAUAGUAGAGCACCUUAUAUACAUAAUGCCACACAUUAGUAAUGCAUUUAUACACAAUUCCACACAGUAAUGCCCCUUACACAUAUAAGACACAUUAAUGUCCUUAUAAACAUAAUGCACCUUACACAUUAUGACAACCUUUAUUAAUGUCCUUUUACACAUAAUGUCCCCUACACAUAUGCCGCACAUUAUUAAUGCCCUUAUACACAUAAUGACACACACAGUGCCCCCUACACAUUUGCUGCACAUUAUUAGUGCCCCUAUACACAUAAUGACACAUACAGUAGUACCCUGUUACACAUAUGCCGCACAUUAUUAAUGCCCUUAUACACAUAAUGACACACAUAGUGGCCCUUUACACAUAUGUUGCACAUUAUUAAUGCAUUUUUACAUGACACACAUAAUGCUCCUCACACAUAUUCCGAACACUACUGCACAACCAACCCACUCACAUGCACACAGCGCUCACACUUCCACUAACACUGUGACCUCUGCCUCUGCUUGGAUACAGUGGUGUCCUCACAAAUCUUGCAUCAAUGCUAACGUCGGGCACCUUUAUUUAAUGAAAAUGCAUCUUAUUUGCAUUGCUAUGUGGCUAGGAUGCACAAGCAGCUUCUGCUGAUUAAACUGAUAUGCAGCAUGUCUAUAUACUGUGUGAAACUGUGGCUGUAUCUGCAUAUGAAAUGCUACAUACAGAAUAUAGGCAUGCCGCAUAUCAUUUUAAUCAGCAGAAGCUGAUGAUGCCCCUAGGCAUAUCAAAUGCCCUAGGCAAUUGCCUAGUAUGCCUAUGGCCAGCUCUGGUUAUAGCCGGAGUGACACACCCCCCUAGAUCCUGCUCUGUUAUUGAAUGAAGGGCGACUCCACCCUUAAUUUGCAACGAUUUGUUGCCUUAAACAUGAUUUUUGUUGUUGUUGUUUUAAUAGUCCAAAGGUUAUUUACCAUUCUAGUCAGCAUUAGCAGAAUGUCUAGAGAAGUUGUUCGUUAAGGGGGCCCACUAUUAGAGAUUGUUGUGUGUAUGUCUCUCAUAUCAUAUAUCAUGUAUUCUAGAUUUGUUAUUAUGUGUGUCCCAACUGACAUGUCCAUUACUAGAGAAAUAUCAUUUUCUGGACAGUUUAGGGGCAUCAAUAUAAUAUACUUAAUAAAACAGUUAUACUGAAGCCACUCAUCGUUACUUGGGGGGAUAUGUAUCAAACCUUGGAGAGAGAUAAAGUACCAUCUGAUUAGCUUCGAACUGCCAUGUGAUAAACUGAAAAAUAACCAUUAGAAGCUGAUUGGUUGGUACUUUAUCUCUCUACACUUUAUCUGUCUCCAAGAUUUGACAAACUUCCCCCCAUGUGAUAAACUGAAAAAUAACCAUUAGAAGCUGAUUGGUUGGUACUUUAUCUCUCUACACUUUAUUUAUCUCUCUACACUUUAUCUCUCUCCAAGAUUUGACCAACUUCCCCCUUGAACUGCUAACACAGUUUACCCUGAACCAGUGAUAACCAGCAGAUCCAUAAGGUACACUAGUACAAGGAUACUGUGUAACAGUUAUUACCAUGUGAGAGUGUUGUUGAUGGUUAAAGACUGUCUGAAUGUAACUAAGGUGUAAGAAUGGAACACUGAGAACAGAGAAUGGAAGAGGGAGGAAAACAUCUCAGUCACUUACUGUACAUGUAGGUAUUGCAAGUAAUGAGUGGUUCUGGCAAUAUAUCUGUAUUGGUAACUGAUUCGUCACUCACGUUUCAGUUUUCCUGCCCUUUGUAAGGCAGAUGCUACUGAGUUUAACUUGCCUUUCCUUCAAGAUAUUAUUUCUUGCAGUGAAAUGCUUUACUUGUAUAUGUUUUGUUAUAAAAGACAUUGGAAUGUUUAUGUAAGCGUAAGUCUUGGCAAGUCACGACAACUUCCAUCAGAUUUCGCAGUGGUGUGAUGAUAUAUUUGUACAUACUGUGUUAUAGAUUUGGCCAGAAAAUAAACACCGCUUUCCCUCGUGGUUUUUGUUUUUGAAGUCGGAGUAGCCCCUCCUUUGCUAUGAAAGUCAUUACAGCAUUAAAGGGUUUGAGACAGUUCUAGCAACUGAGAAAAGAACACAAAUGGCUUAUUUAAUAUAGUGCAAAGAACAAGUGUGAUAUGACUGAUAGCAACUAAUUGUACAGUAUAUUUGCUUUCAUAUCUGAUUGAUUGCUAUGGUUUAAACUGGCCACAUGUGUGUUUUUCAUUAGCCACAUUUUCAACAAAUUGGCCUUAUAAUAGAUCAGAAAAACAAUUCUUCAGAAGCAAUCAGCGGGGAUGAUUGGGUCAGCAGUUAGCUCCAUAUACGUGUAUGGGACUAUUGGCUGACCCAAGCUGGAGGAGUAUAUAGAGUGGACAAUUUUGUCCUCUGCAUGGAGACUGAACGUACUCAUCUGUGCAGUUUGGCUACUGUUUGUGGUCAAACUGCUUGAAGAUUAAACCAAGCGGCCAGAUUGUUCCAGCGGUGGCUAUCUUCAUGCUACACUUGUGCUAUUUACACUAUGCUAUUGCAUAAGCUUUAUAGUGUUGUUGUUUUACAAAACCAAUGUCUAAAAUAGUUCUCAUGUGUGCUUGAUCCUUUUUUUUUAAAAUGUACUGACCUGCUGACAUAGAAGGUAUGUCAAAGAGGGUUGCAGAUCAAUCGCAUGCAUGUAACCUUUAUAAGCCUUUAAUAUACAGACAGGUGUAUCUUGAAGGUAUUGUUGUUUUCUUUAAUUCUGUGCUUAAAAACUAAAGUCCUGACAGGUUAAUAAUAAAAAAACUGCUUCGUCUGAAAACAUAAUGUCUUAUGUGCAAUACCUUUUUGGAUUUAGAAUACAGACCACGUGCAAGUGCUAGGACUUCAGUUUGUAUAUUUAUUAAGUGCUGACAUUGUAUCUCUCAGUAAUUUUAGAUGUAAAAAAACAGUGUUAGAAUGUAUAUGUACAAAUAGGGCGCCAAAUUAAAAUGUUAAAUGAUUCCUGCUCGCCAAUAUUCUUCAUCACAGUUAAGGCGACCCUCACAGUGUCUUUGACUGCCUAUUACUUAUGAUUCAGUGAAACAGAUAUACACACGCAAAAGGUUGAAACAUAUUUUUAAAAAAGGAAAUAAAAAAAGAAUUUAAAAAAGAA